GUGCUCCCUGCAGCCCCGGCAAGUCCUCAAAAUUGGCUCCCUGCGAUGGUUGGUUUAUUUGCUUCAGUGUUCCAAUUAUUGUGAGUUGGCCCUUUUACUCCCCUAAGAUGGCAGAAGAAUCCAGUGGCUUUAGGAUGUCCCACAGCCUGGAAAAGAAGAAGAGAGAGAUUCUGCUCUCUACUAAGAGUGCUUGGCUUCCCCUUGAUGAGCAGCAGUCCCCACCCCCCAAGGAGGAAAGCCAGGAUUCUCGCAUCCCAGAAAUAGAGAAUUCUACACAAGAAAGCAUACAGCAGUGGUUGGACUCUGGUUUCUUUAUCACCGCACAUGAAAACUUGCAGCAAGCCACCAACCAAACGGAUUCUUUGAAUAAACAAAGAGUGGUUCCAGAGACAGUGAGCGACUAUAUGAGAUCCUUACAACAGUUUUCAGAGACUCCAGCAUUAUCCAGAGGGACCAGUUUCAGCUCCUGUCCUUCUGUGCCAAGUAUACCCAAAAGCAUUUCAGAAUGGCUGGAAUUCUGGCAAAAAGAUCCGGUGGAAAUUCUCCUGGAGCUGGGGUUCGGGGCCGAGGAGCCAGACAUCUGCACUAAAAUCCCAGCCCGCUUCCUCAGGGGCAACUCUGCAGCAAAAGGCAUCGACAUUCGGGUGUUCCUGGAAGCUCACAAACAGAGGAUGGAUCUUGAGACCCCCGACCUGUAUGGAAGAUUCCGACAGUUGGAAGUGCUGGACCAUGUGACUAAUGCCUUCUCCUCUCUGCUGAAUAAUGUCCACAGCUUGCAGAGGGAAGGUCAGGAGAAGGUACAGGCAGAGAAGCCCAAGGUGGCCCAGGUGACCGUGAUCCAAGACAGACAGAGAAGGAUCGGCCAACUCUUAAGGAGAGCCUCAAAACAGACGUUCAGAAGGGACUGCAUGCAGGGCCAAGCUAAGUCUAGGGUGAAGGAAGACCUUCCUGCCACCCCUGUGGAGACAGACAAAUGUCCCUCUCUCCAGUCCAUCAGGACGAACUUUGCUGACCGAAGCCACCUACGUCCUUUGACAGAAGAGCAACCUCCCCUGGCCAGCAAUAAGCCGGUGUCCCAUGAAGCGUCACCAGCUGUUCCAGGCAAGCCGUGGCCUCCUCUCUUGUCCAUGUCCCUAAAGCAGCCGCCCCUUCCUUGUACUCCAGAAGGGUCAAUAAGAGAGAGAGGCUUCCAGGAGAAAGGUCUGCUUCUGUCCCACAGACUCAGGCAGGUGGUGCACAUGGAUGCAAAGCCACCCGACUCUUUCGAAAUGGAAGAGGUGCAGAGCUUUGAGGAGGAACCUGGAAAUCCACUGGAGGUGACCUUGGGCACAGUCGGUGCUGGGGUGACGAGAGCCAGCAGCUGCCAGUCAGACAGCAGUGGGUUCCUGGAGGAACUUUCCGAGCCCUUCCCUCUACAGAUUUCUCCCUUGUUGACCAAUCAGAGCCUUAUCUGUGGAAGGCAAGAAGCUCAGAAUCCCUCCCUGGGACCAUCCCAGUCCCAUCUACAAGAACCGAGUGAAGAUGCCUCCCAAUGCAUUCUGAAUUUGCGUAUUCUGAACCAAGGCCAGAGUGACCGGGAAGAAAAGCUAUUUGCCUGUGUGGAAGAGGAUGAUUCCCUAUUAGCAGAAAAUUUAACCCAGGAGGGACCUCACAAGGAGACCCCCAUUGGUGAAGACCUGGAGAGGAAAGACAAUCCCACAUGGAAUUUCCCUCCAAGUCGCCAAACUAACUAUGAGGUGGAUGGAGGCACCAAAUAUGACUAUCCUGUGGGAUUUACUGUAGCCCAUAUAGUAGAAGUUAAAACAGACUGCCUAGAGGUAGAAGAGCCUAAGGCAAUGUUCAUUGGAAGGUCUCCUAGCAUCAUGGGAAGUAUGUGUGAUAAAAAUGCAUCAAUUCAUAUUGAUAAAGGUCAAUCUGGUUCUGAGAUCCCAAGAAAUGGGCCGGCUGGUCAAUGGGACCCUGACUUUAGCAGGUUGGGAUCCUCAUUAGAGAAUGGGAUGUUGACAACACCAAGGCAGGGAUUUCCCAUAAAGAGUGAGGUCCCUCUCCCAUUAGGUAGCCUUGAUGAAGGUUCUAAAACUUCCAUAUUCAACUCAGAUGAUGUAGCUGGAUGUAGGCCUCUGAGUACGCCAGGGCCAGUGCUUCAGGUAAAGCAUCUUCCAAGUCAGGCGCAAACGUGGGGGACUUCAUCCUGGACACUGAACCAAAUCCCAAUGGUUUCAGAUCAGUGACAAUUCAGAUGCCAUCCAAGCUGGUGUCUGGCAUCCACAGUACCACCUCAGGAGAAGGUCCUAGAAAGAAUACUUCAGAUCCUCUUCUCAUACCUUCAAAAUUCUGUAAGAGAGAGGCUUCUCUCCCAUCAGGACCAGGAGUAGAAGCCAGAGAAAGGCAGACCAAAGAAGCUUCAGUUCAAACAGAAAAAAACAAACUUGGAUUUCAAAAUUUGUGUCCUGCCUUAAGCUGCUGCUCAGUUGCGCAUAGAUGGCCUCAUCUCACCCAAUCUGUCUCCCUAGACAGUGGCACUCUGGGGUUACGUCGGCCAACCUCAGACUCAAAGCCAGCUGUCCAUGGUGUCCAGUGCAAUCAUGCCAGUUGCUGCUGCUGUUGCUGUCACCAUCACCAUCCCUGGGAUUGGCACCACUCUUGUCUUGCUUCCUGCUCAUACCAACACCACCUCCAAGCACAGCUCACCAAGACUGUGAAGAUCCUUCAGGAGGCUAUGAGCACUGUACAGGAUGUGGAGAUCUGGAGAGCAGUAUGUCAGAGUUUCCGGGAACACUCCGAGGAGAUUGGACAUCACUUCAUGAAGG
This is a messenger RNA of Phascolarctos cinereus (koala), 2810 nucleotides long. RefSeq names its product ITPR interacting domain containing 1 (gene ITPRID1). The record is from RefSeq and is a predicted model, not a curated record. Gene Ontology annotation, molecular function: signaling receptor binding. Lineage: Eukaryota; Metazoa; Chordata; Mammalia; Diprotodontia; Phascolarctidae.